UGUGUUUCUUAUACACCUGUUUUUAGGGCCCCAAGUGCCCUAUAAGUUGCUCUUUACUCAUUAGGAAGAUAAUACUAGUGAGGCAUAGAUAUUCAUUCCCCUCAAUUCUAUGUGAUUUUGCAGAUUUAAAGAAAAAGUAUUCAUGGGUUGAAUGUGCAAACAAAGCCAGUCCUAUACUGGUUAAAGGCAGGUGUAAAAUGCAGAAUUAUCUUGUGUGUGCGUGUUACAGUAAUAUUUAUACCAGGAUUACUUGUACACUGUACAUCAUUGUUUGCUUCUUUGUCUUUGCCAGAUCCGGUAAGCAAAUAAGGAUCACUGUGGAGCUGGUGGAACAGCAUUUAAUUCUCUGUGCUUGAAGCAUUUACAGUCAGAAGCCACCUACACAGCAGAUCCAAACUGGGAUUCAAAAUAGGCCCUCCUACUAUCUACCUUUCUACCAUGUCCUUGUCACAUCACUAACAGAGACAUGGACCUGGCAUAAAGGGUUGCUUAAGGUGGUACUGAACUCUAGUCCAUUUAAAGCUCAAAGCAGUGCCAUUACAGAAGAGACAGGGUGGGUACACUGUGUAGUAGGUUUCUGAUUAGUAAAACAUCCUAUAUAAGAUUUAACCUCUAUGGGAACACCCCUGCAGUGAUCCCCAGAUCCCAGAAAAGAGCUAGCUGAGGAAUUAUAUUCAAUAUUUUGCCAGAACUUUUUGCCAGAAUUUUUCCUCCCUUAUUUCACAUUAAGCUAGGUCAAUGAAUAAAAUAAAAUCACCAGUAUCUUUUCUUUAUUACAGUAUAAUUUAUUAACACCCUGAAAAGUUAUCAAAAAAGGAUGAAACUUGAUAUGUCACCAAGCAUACAAGUCACUUCAGAAAAUGGAGCUCUGUGCAUCAUCAAUCCCCUCUUUCUACAUGAGCAUGGAGAUACAUGGCUAACCGAUAGCUCUCGAAAAAAGAUAGAGGAAAACAGGAUGAGUGUCCCAUGGUUCUAUGAGCAAAGUGGAAACAGAAGAUCCCUGGAUUGGAGGAGGAUGUCUAUUUAUGGACAAAGGACUGAAAAUUUAAGGCAUACUAAAGAAGAUACAGACGUUUGCAGAAAGCUUAGUAUAGAUAAAGACAAUGAAGAAGCAAUGCAGAAGAGAAACAGCACAACAGGGAUUUGUGCAGCUGAAGAUGAAUCAGACACAGAGGCAACAAACAAAGAUACAUUCUGGAAAUCAGAAAUGAUGAUCCACCAGAAAAACGAUUCAGUAGAAAAAGCAAAGGAAUUAAUAGAAGGUUCCCAGGUUGAGAAUGUCCCUCAAGAUCAUAUAGGAAGUGAAAGGAGAAAUAUUCUGAGACGACACAGAGUCUCUUGGAUUGAAGUGGAACACUCAACAGAAUGUAUAUUAAAGAAAUGUAGUUCAGAAACUUCACUUAGCUCCUCAGACAGCUUUCUUCUUCCUCCACCCCCUGAGCUAGACUCUGUAUCUAUCAGUAGUAUUGAAGAAGAUGUGGAUUGUCAACCUUUAAGCAGAGGGAAAAAACAAGCUCACGGUCUUGGGGACAUGGUGAGACACAGCCUCCUAGCUGUCAGUACCAUAUUAUCAGGUCUUGUCUCUCCAGAAAAACAUCUUACCAAUAGAAUUCAACAACUUGCAGAAGAUCCAUCCUGUUAUCUUGGUAGUAUGGUACAAAGAUUUCAUUGUCACAUGUUCAAGGAAUCUGGCCAGUACAAGUCUAGCAUUGAUAUGCUGCAGAACGUACGUCAGCUGAUCACAAGCCUUAAAUCCCAUCUGCUUGAGAGCAAUGAGAUCUGGGAAAUUCUGGAACAUCAAGAGAUUGAUGAAUAUAAAUUAGCUUCCAUCAUCGAGGCUUCUCUAUACAAAUGUGUACUGAAGCCUACCCAAGAUGUGAUUUACUCUCAGCUUCUGGACUUUCACCGAUAUGACGGGUCAUUAAACAAGUUAUUAGAAAACCAGGAGAAGAUGAAGGGAAUGCGCAAUCAAAAACCUCGUUCUGGUGUUCCAGGCCCUGCUACUAUGGAGAAGAUCCAAAAUAAAUUUUCCCUUAUGCACGUGACUUACUCCCCAGAAAAGAUGAUCAGGCUCUUGUUAAAGGUUUGCAAAUUCAUAUAUGAAUCCAUGGAAGCCUCAAGUGGAAAGAAAGGAGCCUUUGGUGCUGAUGACUUCUUACCAGUAUUAAUACAUGUUUUGCUGAGUUGUGACCUGACCUCUCUGCAGCUUGAUGUGGAGUAUAUUAUGGAACUUGUGGAUCCUUCUCAACUUCAGGGAGAAGGUGGUUAUUAUCUGACUACGCUGUUUGGAGCCCUGUAUCACAUCAGCUCCUUUAAUACUGUGUCAAGGCAGCUCAGUGCAGAGGCACAACAUUCAAUACGUCAAUGGCAACGCAGACGGACAGUUCACUAUAAAAACACUUCUCAGAACCGCAUUAAAAACGUAAAAAAUGAAAAAUCUGAUGCACAAUGUACGCCAGAAAAAGGAACAGAAUAAUAGACGGGUGGUUUCUCAUCAACGCACAUUGAACUUUGGUGUCUUUUCAGGAGAAAAGACUAACGUGUGUGGGGUGCCAAACUCUAGACACUACAGUAAUGUAAAACAUGGAACUUUUGAAUCAUGCAAUAUAAUUGCUUUUAUCCUAGUGGAAUCUGUUUUAUGACAUUAAACACUUUAAGAAUGAGCAACUAAUAAACUGGUUUUAGAUUUUAAUAUGCAUCUUAUAGUUCUAGCAAGGGUUCAAAAGGAAAAUCUCAAGGUUUCUACAUAUUGUUUCAUCAUUAUGCACAGAAAUGUAUGUGAAAUGCUUCUAGAUUGUGCAUGGUACGUUGCAUUAGACGGGUGGUUCACCAGUAUGUUAAUUGUGAACUGGUUAUUUAUUAAAGCGUGUAAGCUAACACCACUGGUGUUGAUGCCCAUAGCAUCCAAGCAGCAACUGGAUUUGAAUGGUCACGUAUGUUUACAGGGUAACCCUUUUGAAAUAAAAAAUAACAAAAGUGGGAUAAAGGUGAUACCUUUAUUGGCUAACUAAGAUAAUCAUAGCAAGUUUUCAGAACAUUUUAGUUCCUUUUUCAAACUGAUUACACGUACAAAUUGGAAAACAGCUCAUUUGUUGCUAUGGUCAACAUCACCAGUUAUGUUGGCUUACACAACAUAAUAAAUAUGCUCCUUAGUAUGUUUUAGAAUUUCCUCUUCCUAGCAACUUUGCAAUUGGUCUUCAUUAUUUAUUUUUUUUUAUAGUUUUUAGUUUUUUCCUUCUUGUUCUACAUUUUUCCAGCUUUCCAGUGGGGAUCACUGGCCCCAGCAGCCAAAAACAAUUACUCUGUGAGGCUACAAUUUUCUUAUUGUUACUUUUUAUUCAUUAUCUUUCUAUUCAGUCCCUCUCCCAUUCAUAUUCUGAUCUCUGAUUUAAGCCCCUGCUUAGUUGCUAAGGUAAACAAGACCCUACCAACCAGCUGGUGAAAUUCCAAACUGGAGAGCUUCUAAACAAA
Xenopus tropicalis (tropical clawed frog) is the source of this 3471-nucleotide messenger RNA. Its product is annotated as ras and Rab interactor 3. Gene Ontology annotation, biological process: vesicle-mediated transport. The record is from RefSeq and is a predicted model, not a curated record. The transcript is spliced from 5 exons. The coding region runs from base 818 to 2476 and encodes 552 amino acids. Lineage: Eukaryota; Metazoa; Chordata; Amphibia; Anura; Pipidae. Gene Ontology annotation, molecular function: guanyl-nucleotide exchange factor activity; GTPase activator activity.